Messenger RNA from Aspergillus niger, 294 nucleotides. RefSeq lists its product as hypothetical. The transcript has a single exon. The record is from RefSeq and is a predicted model, not a curated record. NCBI's taxonomy places the organism in Eukaryota, Fungi, Ascomycota, Eurotiomycetes, Eurotiales, Aspergillaceae. The coding region runs from base 1 to 294 and encodes 97 amino acids.
AUGGGUCUUUUCCACCACCACCACGAGAACCAGCACGGCCCUGGCGGCCAUGAAGGCCCCCACGGCGGUCCCCAAGGCGGUCCUGGAGGUCCUGGCGGCCCUCACGGCGGCCCCGGUGGCCCCGGUGGUUCUCACGGCGGUCCUGGCGGUCCCGGCGGCCCUGGAGAAUUUGGUGGUCCUCAUGAAGGCCCUGGUGGCCACGGCGGCCCUCACGGCGGCCCCGGUGGUCCUGGUGGUCCUCACGGCGGUCCUGGUGGCCCUGGUGGCCCCCACGGAGGUCCCGGCCGUUUCUAA